Pyrenophora tritici-repentis Pt-1C-BFP is the source of this 1089-nucleotide messenger RNA. Lineage: Eukaryota; Fungi; Ascomycota; Dothideomycetes; Pleosporales; Pleosporaceae. The record is from RefSeq and is a predicted model, not a curated record.
AUGAGCGAACCCAUCAAGACGUCACAGCGCGUGUCGCGCUCGUGCAUCGAAUGCGGGCGUCGCAAAAUCAGAUGCGACAAAAAGAGCCCCUGCCAGCCGUGUAUCCGCAGGAAUGCUGCCCACGAAUGUAAAAGACCGAUAGCACGCGUGAGGGGGCAGCUAACCGUCUACACUGCCGAGGGAGAAGAUUCAUCCAACGUAAAGCUAGAUGACUUACUUCGGGAGCGAGGAGCUUUGCGGGCACAGAUUGCUGAACUUGAGACCGCUCUCGCCUUGUCCAAGCCAUGUGCCCACAGCCGCACAAGUGAAUCCACCGACUACUCGCAGCCUGCAGCUUCACUAGAGGACCUUGUCCCGGCAUUUGAGCAGUUUGACAUUGGCAUCAAGACCAGCACAGCAGCUCGAGACGGGGCAGAAAAGGAAAUUGCCGACCGCCUCUACGGCCCUGCGGCUGAUCCCUUAUUUCUGUUGCUUCCUAGCAAAACUUGUUCACUUCAGCUUGUCAAUUAUUCUCUGCAGACGCUGGGAUGGCUGCACUGUGCCGUCAACGCCGAUGUGUUCCUCGAAGAACACGAAGACUUCUGGCAGAGCACCCAGCUCGGUACUGGCAUCCCUCGCGAACGCCGACCAUGGCUGAUUGUCUACUUUGCUGUCCUGGCCGUCGGUAUCCUGUACUUGGAACCGGAAAGGAUUCCCGGUGGCGCGCAUCUUCCUCAAUUAGGUCUGCCCGUUGUGGAUCCCGUGGCCAUGGCAGUUCAUACCUCUCGCAUCUGGUACGAGGCUGCUCUCAAGGAGUUGGAGCGAUAUGGAUUUGCCGGUGCACCGUCGCUACCUGUUGUACAGGCACUGUCGGUCUUGACUUUGUGUCACUCCAACUUUGGGGAGCACCAAAGAGAGUGGCUCAUCACUGGCUUUGCGACCAACAUGGCCAGGUGUCUCGACAUGCACAAGCUUGGGACCGAGACCAACUGUUCCAAGGAUCUGUGUCGAAGGCCAGAGUGGUCUUCGCCUUCCCAAAGGGAGCUUGGCAGAAGGCUGUGGUGGUCGUGUGUCAUUCGAGACUGGCAAACACACAUCAGACACACCUGA